CCAGUUUAGCACAGCUCAUUAACAGCUGCCUGGUUGCUAGACGACUCUACCCGCAACAGUGAUGUGAAAACAGUAACCUCUCCAUGGAAAGACAGCAACAUGUUAGCGGAUUUCAGAAAGCUAUGGUCCACCGUGUCUGCCGUCGUCCUUUUACGUGGGUAAACCGAAGUAUUGUGGACGGAAAUCGGAGUUUUAGCUCAGCUGACGUCUCUUUUGUCGCCCCAUGUUUUUUUUUUUACUACUAGCAAGAGGGGGGGCAACCUGAAGAAGUGCUUUCUGACUCGGUGUGUGUGAGGGAGGAAAAUGAGACGAUCACACACGGAUAGAGUCGAGUUUUACAACUUAACGUAGCUAUGUUCAGUUCAGCUGCUAAGAUGUCUCUGGAGGCGAGUGAUGUUCAGACAGAUGAAGACUGCGAGGAGCUGGAAGGCUUCUCUUUCUCUGCUGACAUUUUGGAAAAGAGAACAAGGAGGAAGAGAUCUUCUGGCAAGCCUCCCCCGUCUCCAAGGUCUCCAUACCUCUCCAGUAUGAACAUGAAUCCCAGAAGAGCAGCAGUGGCCGCCUGGAGACUGCCGAGGGCCUCCCUGGGGGACACCCGAGGUGACACACCUGGGGAGAGCGGCUCGGCUCGCCUCACGUCCCUCAGCAACGGGCACGAUGCCUCCCAGACGCUGAGAUCAGAGUGCGAUGUCACACCAGAGCUUCUCAAACAGACCCUGAGCAUGAGGAAACACAAGCACCUUCACUCUGGAUCCAAUGGCUUCACCUUCAGCUCAGGUGACCACAGAGAGAAGGAGGACAUGUACGAUGAGAUUAUGCGUCUCAAGAAGAGUCUGCAGGCACAGAAGUCUGACAACCAUCAAAUGAAAGCCAAACUGCGCCGCCUGGAGGAAGAUAACGCUAAAAGAGAGAAGCAGAUAGAAGAAUUGUUGGAUCCCACUAAAGGAUCUGAAUAUACUCGUAGUUUGGUGGAUAAGAAAAAAGAAGGGAGCGUGGUUCUCAAUGGGCUGAAACAGAGAAUCCUGAAGCUGGAGCAGCAGUGUAGAGAGAAAGAAAAUGCUCUGAGUAAACUACAAAGUGAACUAAGGACCACCAACCUGGAGGAGUUGAAGAUCACAGUAGAAACCUACUAUGAGGAGCUCCAGAGGCUGAGGCUGCUUCUAGAAGCUGCAGAGAAGAGUAGUCGAGCAGAGAGUAAAUGCUCCCAGAGGCAGCAGAAAGCUUUAAGCUCCACGGUUCAUCGUCUGUCUGAGAACCUGAAGCAGGUCCAACAGGAGAACGCAGCGCUCAGAGAGGAGCUCAACACUGACAGUCCUGCAGGAGGAAUCAAAGGUUACAGAGAGUGGAGUAAACAGAGACUGUUGAGAAGGCUCUUGGAGGUGGAGAAGAGGCUGGAGGACAGCAGAAGACACGCCCAGUCAGCAAAGAGCAGCGGCCGAUUGGAUCAGGAGGUCCAGGCCACGCCCACAGAGAGUCUGGGGUUUACCAUGGCAACAGAGGCAGUCGUCUCCGUGGGAACGAUCACUGAGGAAGGGGAGGAAGGUUUUGAUCUGAGGGAACGCUUCAGCCAAUUGGAGAAGGAGAGGGUGGAGCUUCAAGAUACAUUGUCAAGUAAAGAUGAUGAGCUGAGACAGUUGAGGACUGAGAGAGAAGAACUGGAGAAAGACACAGAACAAUGGAAAGCUGAACAGACAAAAGAAUGGGACAAAGAGAGACAGCAGCAUAAACAGGAGUUGGACGAGUUGUUGGCAAGGAUCCAAACUCUUGAAGACAAAAGUAAAUCUGCACAAGCCGAGCUCUCCUCUCUCUCUGCCACGUCGCCAAAGGACAAUGAGGACACUCAUGAGGCUGAAGCUGGACUGGAAGAGGAAGAUGACAGGGACGCCCGAGGUAAAGAAGAGAAGGAAGAGGAAGAAUCGGGUACAGAAGCAGAGAAGAAAGAGAGAGAAGAAGCAGCGUUGGUCAUUCAGACAAACUGGAGGGAGCACAGAAAUAGGGACAUUGUGAUGUUGCAGUCGGCAUUAAGAGGCCACCUCCUGAGAGAGUCACAGCUCAAGGACCUGCUGAAGGACACACAGAAUAAGGCUGCAGAAGCGACAAAUCGCAGCGAUGUUGCGUCCUCCUUAGAAGGAGAGCCGGAUGUGGUUGCCUUGACGAUGAUACAGUCUGUAUUCAGGGGACACCUGGCUCGCUGUAGUCUUGCAAUAGAGAGUUCAGGAAUCUCUGUGCCUUCUCUAAUGGAAAGCAAUUUGCCUACGCUGGUACCAAGAAGAGCGCGCUCAGCCCACACAAACAGCAGAACAGGUGCAGCAUCCCUUCAUAAAGAGGAUGAAAAGCUCGGUGAGGAAGAAGACCACUGGCUUGUCUCUAGCACUCACUCUUCCAGGAUGAUGCCCACAACAGAGCUUCAUUGCACAGCCGAGUCUGGUGGAGCCGCUGCAGUUGAUUCAGAUGACUCAGAUGACAUCAUCGUGUCUCCGUCACGUCCUCUGAGAAGCAGAGAAGUCUUAAUGUUAUAGACCUUCUGGGUUUUGUAUAUAUGUGUGUGUGUGUGAGAGA
Larimichthys crocea (large yellow croaker) is the source of this 2559-nucleotide messenger RNA. It is a transcript of the gene iqce, whose product is annotated as IQ motif containing E. The transcript has 21 exons. The record is from RefSeq and is a predicted model, not a curated record. NCBI's taxonomy places the organism in Eukaryota, Metazoa, Chordata, Actinopteri, Sciaenidae. Gene Ontology annotation, molecular function: protein binding. The coding region runs from base 354 to 2519 and encodes 721 amino acids.